AUGUGUCUAAGCAAUACUGUAUCCUCACUUUUGCUCUCCAUUUUGAUGUAUGGAGUUUUGAGUAAUGCUCAACUUAGCUCUCAGUUUUACUCCAAGACGUGCCCUAACGUCACAGUCAUCGCUCGGGGUGUAAUCCAGCGAGCUAGCCGUGUCGACGUCAGACUUACUGCCAAAGUCACCCGUCUUCACUUUCACGACUGUUUCGUGAACGGGUGUGAUGGUUCGGUUCUAUUGGAUGCAUCUCCUGCGGGUGGAGUGGAGAGUGAAAAGGGAGCUUUCCAAAACGCUGGUUCUCUUGACGGAUUCGAAGUGAUCGAUGAUAUCAAAACCGCCAUCGAGAACGUUUGUCCUGGAGUUGUCUCUUGUGCCGAUAUUCUCGCUAUCGCAGCUGAAAUCUCUGUCUCAUUGGCGGGAGGGCCAUCAUGGGACGUAUUGUUAGGAAGGAGAGAUGGUCGGACGGCGAGCCGUGCGGAUGCGGCGGCUGCUCUUCCACUAGCAUUUGACUCUCUCGAUGUUCUCUCUUCUAAAUUCUCCGCACUUAAUCUUGACACUACCGAUCUCGUGGCUUUAUCCGGUGCUCAUACCUUCGGGAGAGUUCAGUGUAUAGUGAUGAACAAUCGUCUACACAACUUUAGUGGUAACAAUGGACAGUCCGACCCGAGUAUUGAACCGGAAUUAUUGCAAACGUUGCGACGACAAUGCCCGCAAGGUGGAAAUCUCACCACGAGGGUCAAUAUUGAUCAUACGAGUCCUGACUCAUUCGACAACGACUAUUUCAAGAACCUUCAAAACAACCGCGGAGUCAUUGAAACAGAUCAAAUCUUGUUCUCUUCGACAGGAGCGCCUACUGUGUCUUUGGUGAAUCGUUUUGCAAAGAGCCAACGUAAGUUCUUUAGAGCUUUUGCUAAAUCAAUGAUCAAAAUGGGAAAUGCAAGGACUCUCACAGGAUCUGAAGGAGAGAUUCGUAGAGACUGCAGACGGGUUAAUUAA
Molecule: messenger RNA, 990 nt
Organism: Eutrema salsugineum
Lineage: Eukaryota; Viridiplantae; Streptophyta; Magnoliopsida; Brassicales; Brassicaceae
Product: peroxidase 58
Exons: 4
Coding region: 1-990 (329 amino acids)
Biological process (GO): response to oxidative stress; hydrogen peroxide catabolic process
Molecular function (GO): heme binding; peroxidase activity
Source: RefSeq, a predicted model, not a curated record